Molecule: messenger RNA, 1620 nt
Organism: Budorcas taxicolor (takin)
Lineage: Eukaryota; Metazoa; Chordata; Mammalia; Artiodactyla; Bovidae
Product: cytochrome P450 1B1
Exons: 2
Coding region: 1-1620 (539 amino acids)
Molecular function (GO): monooxygenase activity; oxidoreductase activity, acting on paired donors, with incorporation or reduction of molecular oxygen; heme binding
Source: RefSeq, a predicted model, not a curated record
AUGGCCACCGGCCUCAGCCCGGACGAUCAUCUGUCGCCGACCUUUCUGUCAGCCCAGCAGACCAUGCUCCUGCUGCUGCUCUCGGUGCUGGCCGCAGUGCACGUGGGCCAAUGGCUGUUGAGGCAGCGGCGGCGGCAGCCGGGCUCCGCGCCCCCAGGUCCCUUUGCUUGGCCGCUGAUCGGAAAUGCGGCAUCAAUGGGCUCGGCGCCGCACCUCUUGUUCGCACGCCUGGCGCGGCGCUACGGCGACGUCUUCCAGAUCCGUCUCGGCAGCUGCCGGGUGGUGGUGCUGAACGGCGAGAGCGCCAUCCGCCAGGCGCUGGUGCACCAGAGCGCGGCCUUCGCCGACCGGCCGCCCUUCGCCUCUUUCCGCGUGGUGUCCGGUGGCCGCAGCCUGGCUUUCGGCCAGUACUCGGAGAGCUGGAAGGCGCAGCGGCGCGCGGCGCACAGCACGAUGCGAACCUUCUCCACGCGCCAGCAGCGCGGCCGCCAGGUCCUCGAGGGCCACGUGGUAGGCGAGGUGCGGGAGUUGGUAGAGCUGCUGGUGCGCCGCAGCGCGGGCGGCGCCUUCCUAGACCCGCGGCCGCUGACCCUGGUGGCCGUGGCCAACGUCAUGAGCGCUGUGUGCUUCGGCUGCCGCUACAGCCACGACGACGCCGAGUUCCUCGAACUGCUCAGCCACAACGAGGAGUUCGGGCGCACUGUGGGCUCGGGCAGCCUGGUGGACGUGCUACCCUGGCUGCAGCGCUUUCCUAACCCGGUGCGCACUGCCUUCCGUGAAUUCGAGCAGCUCAAUCGCAACUUCAGCAACUUCGUCCUAGACAAGUUCCUGAGGCACCGCGAAAGCCUCCGGCCCGGGGCCGCCCCGCGCGACAUGAUGGACGCUUUCAUCCACUCGGCGGGGGCUGACCCGGGCGAUGGUGGCCCGCGCCUGGACGUAGACUACGUGCCGGCCACGAUCACAGACAUCUUCGGCGCCAGCCAGGAUACUCUCUCCACCGCGCUGCAGUGGCUGCUCGUUCUCUUCACCAGGUAUUCGGAAGUGCAGGCGCGGGUACAGGCAGAACUGGAUCAAGUGGUGGGUAGGCACCGGCUGCCCACCCUGGAGGACCAGCCCCGCUUGCCCUACGUCAUGGCCUUUCUUUAUGAAGCCAUGCGCUUCUCCAGCUUUGUGCCCCUCACCAUUCCGCACGCCACCACGGCCAGCGCUUCCGUCUUGGGCUACCACAUCCCCAAGGACACGGUGGUGUUUGUUAACCAGUGGUCGGUGAAUCAUGACCCGGUAAAGUGGUCGAACCCAGAGGACUUUGACCCAACCCGAUUCUUGGACAAGGAUGGCCUCAUCAACAAGGACUUGGCGAGCAGCGUGAUGAUUUUUUCUGUGGGCAAACGGCGGUGCAUCGGGGAAGAGAUUUCUAAGAUGCAGCUGUUUCUCUUCAUCUCCAUCCUGGCUCACCAAUGCAAUUUCAAGGCCAAUCCAGACGAGCCUUCGAAAAUGGAUUUUAAUUACGGCCUAACCAUUAAACCCAAAUCAUUUAAAAUCAAUGUGACUCUCAGAGAGUCUAUGGAGCUCCUUGAUAGUGCUGUCCAAAAGUUACAAGCGGAGAAAGAGUGCCAGUGA